Salvia hispanica is the source of this 506-nucleotide messenger RNA. RefSeq lists its product as uncharacterized. Lineage: Eukaryota; Viridiplantae; Streptophyta; Magnoliopsida; Lamiales; Lamiaceae. The record is from RefSeq and is a predicted model, not a curated record.
AUACAAAUGACAAUAACAAUAGAAAUAGGGAUACACCGAGGAAGAGGAUAACUGAAAAUUCGAGCUGAAUUUGUUCUCGAGUUUCCUCUCUUACUUUGAUAAAUUUGGCAACAAUGGCGCCGCUUCCUGGACCCUACUCCGGCAAGAGCUCUCUCGCAAUGGUGGCUAGGGUUUCUGCUUUUUCCUUUGGACUUGUCUACGGCAGUUUAAAACUCAAGGUUCUUAAGAUUCAGGCCAAGUCUCAUAAAAAGGCUGAAGCUAAAGCUCAUCACUAGAGGAUUAUAUUUUACUUUUUUUCCGGAAUGAAAAUAAGUCAUGAGAAAAAGCAGUUUUUCAUUAUGGCCUGAUGUGCAGGACCAUAAACCUCUACUUGAAUUGGUCAGUUGGCAUACAAUGGUUUGAGCAGUAUUUACAUUAAUCUCUUUGUUUUGGAUAUAUGCUCUGUGCUCAAGUUUCCUUGAAAUUCGGUUGAUCACUAUUUUAACACGAUUAACAGGUUUUGCUUC